This is a messenger RNA of Diaporthe citri, 471 nucleotides long. RefSeq lists its product as uncharacterized. NCBI's taxonomy places the organism in Eukaryota, Fungi, Ascomycota, Sordariomycetes, Diaporthales, Diaporthaceae. The coding region runs from base 1 to 471 and encodes 156 amino acids. The transcript has a single exon. The record is from RefSeq and is a predicted model, not a curated record.
AUGCGCAACGCCGCCUUGAUGUUCCGCCAAACUCUCCUCGCCGUGUCUUUCAUCCUCAUCAUCACAGACCUACUUGGAAGACCGACUCGCAGAGCUCCACUCAUCCCCAGGGUUACUAUGAUGACCCGAGCCAUCUAUGGGGACCCAUUCCAAUCGCCGCGCCUGAUAGGGUGCGAUUCGGAAGACGUGAUACCCGGAGAGUACAUGGUGAUUCUUAAGGGCGGAUAUCCACUAGAGCAACACAUGGAGGGCAUCGGCACCGAUCUAAGCUCAUCCAUUGAUUGGGUCAGCUCUGCGUCUCCUUCCCUGGGGACUUCCUACAGCGCGACCUUUGACAACGCGACGUUGACAGCCGUCCUGAAGGAUGCCGGCGUGAGGUUGGUGGAGUGCAAUCGCGAAAUGAGAUUCGAACCCCUCGAACCGGCGAUACCUGUGCAGGAACUCAGACGCUCUCCAGCGCGAGCUAAUUAA